Molecule: messenger RNA, 2862 nt
Organism: Periophthalmus magnuspinnatus
Lineage: Eukaryota; Metazoa; Chordata; Actinopteri; Gobiiformes; Gobiidae
Gene: pef1
Product: penta-EF-hand domain containing 1
Exons: 5
Coding region: 104-976 (290 amino acids)
Biological process (GO): COPII vesicle coat assembly
Molecular function (GO): calcium ion binding
Source: RefSeq, a predicted model, not a curated record
GAGCGCGCAGGGUGCGGCUUUUGACGGACCCGGAAAUGCACCAAUAAGUUUGAUCAACGGCUCUGAGCUUUACUGCGUUUAUUUUAACUUUCUAUCAGCUGAUAUGAGUUUUCACUACGGACAGGGUUAUCACGGAGCAAACAACCCCCCCGGAGCCCCGUACGGCAGACCCACGGGCCCCUAUGCGCCCCCGCCUCAUGCGCCUUAUGGAGGAGGCGCACAGCCGCCCGGGGCGCCCUACGGAGGAGGCUACGGAGCCCCGGGACACGGAGCUCCCUACGGACAGGGACCUCACGCUGCCCCCGGGGGACCCUACAGCGGGUAUGGAGGACAGCCUCACGGGGGACAGCCUCACGGGGGACAGCCUCACGGGGGACAGCCUCACGGGGGACAGCCUCACGGGGGACAGCCUCACGGGGGACAUUAUGGACACCAUGGACCACAAGGUAAUGUCCCCCCUGGCAUAAACCCUGAGGCGUACCAAUGGUUUCAGAGUGUAGACGCCGACCGCAGCGGCUACAUCAACAUGAACGAACUGAAACAGGCUCUGGUCAACUCCAACUGGUCUGCCUUCAAUGACGAGACCUGCCUCAUGAUGAUCAAUAUGUUUGACAAGACCAAAACAGGACGUAUCGACAUGUACGGCUUCUCGGCUCUGUGGGAGUUCAUGCAGCGAUGGAGGGCGCUGUUUCAGCAGUACGACAGGGACCGGUCCGGGUGUAUCAGUGGAACAGAGCUACAUCAAGCUCUCGCACAGAUGGGCUACAACCUGAGCUCCCAGUUUGCAGAGACACUGGUCCGGAGGUUCACCGUUCGUGGAGCGAGGCCCGGGAUUCAGCUGGACCGCUUCAUCCAAGUGUGCACCCAGCUCCAGAGCAUGACCGACGUCUUCAGGGAGAGAGACACCGCCCGGUCCGGCAACAUCCGCAUGAACUAUGAGGACUUCUUAAGCAGUGCCAUUACCAGACUCAUGUGAUCAUUCCUCAGGCCCAAAGUUUACGAGCGGCAGUUACAGCGUCGUUUGCUGUGAGUGAGUUUGCUUGGUGCUUUAGGUAAAACCAUAGACUGUAUAUAGAAAUGGACAUAGCUAACCUGCUAGCCGCCGCGUUACAAACAGGAAGUGAGCAUGGACGCGCUUCCUGCUGCAAUUUUGAAAAACUGGGGCCCCUUUCUCUGUAACUGCUGUUGGUCUUAAAAACAAAACAAAAAACAGUAGAGCGGCUUAAUACGAACAUUUUAUUUCAUUAUUGUGUCUGUAAAUCAAGAUUUGAACAUUAAAAAGAAACAAAUCAGGCGCUGUCUUUCCCCAAGGUUGUCCCCGCUAGCGUUAGCAACAGGUUCAAUUGACAGCGUUGCUAAGUGCCAGCUCCGUGCUAAACCAGUGAUGCAGACAGGAAGAGGCGUUACCUUCAACAACCUCGCUCCAGAUCGGCUCUUUGGUUGCUGUGAUACUCGCGAUCGGAAUUUCAAAUAUGGAAAUAAGCUCCAAAUUCGCCGCUAUAACUGCUAGCCUGGAUUAGCUUCAUUUGACUGGAGUCCACUUCUUUAUACAGUCUAUGGGUAAAACACACCAUUGCCAAUAAUACAUUUCAGAAUUUGCACAUUGUACUAUUCCAGGAUGCCAAAUAAGGUCAAGAGGUCGUUCUGUUUUACAUUCACGAGUUCUGUGGUUCUGAAUAGUUUUUGUUUCAGUUACCUCUUGGCUCGUACCCCUCAACUUAUGCACUAGGCCCAGGCAAAUAAAUCUGUGUAUUAUAAUCACAUGUUGCCAGUUAAUAUUAUGAAUUAUUAUCUUUUUUUUUUUAACUGAUACUUUGCAGCAGAUGUCAUCAACAUUCCCUGGGGAGGAGUGAAGCUAACUGAAGCUCUGUUACUCAAGUUAGACUUAAUCUGAGCUUUGUUUAAACACAAUAUGACCAGAAACAGCUGAUUUGUGCACUUAAACAAGUCUCUCACACAUAAAAUUGCGCUCACAAGCUAGCUAGCGUUAGCCAGCAGUCCUUCAGUUAGUCUUUCUCACCUUUUUAUUGAAAAUUAAACUCUUAAACUGGACCACAAACGCUCGGAUUGAUCACAAGCUCCUGAAAAUGUGUUUGUUUAAAUCCAUUUUGUUUUUGUUUUUUCUGGCGUUUAUCUCAAAUCUGUUUUCUGCGUCACCGUGGUAACUGCUCAACGUGAACAUUCCGCAAAUAAAGCUGCACGUAGAACACCCCCAGAGCGACGUCACUGCAAAGUAUCAACGAAAUGGAUGUCCAAAAUUCUGCAAAAACAUCGUCAAGGAUGUAAAAAUGGUUUAUAUUCAAAUACAAUUCAAUUUCGCUGCUUUUAAAAUCUGAAAUCCUCCCAAGUGCCCCCUUUUUUCCCAGUCCGGGCUGCCGUUCCUCUGGUUGGGAAACACUGCUCUCGUUUGCAAAAUCAGACACAAAGGAAUGUCCUGUCACUUUUGUUAUUAUUCCUUUUCAUCGCCAGUUUGAUUUUUUUUAAGUUCAUACGUCACUUCGUCAAUGGUUUGUUUAGCUGUAAAAGUUCUAUGCAAUACGUUUUCCUUUUGAAAUACGUGCGUUCGGUUCCUCUCUUUCAUACUUGAAUUUUGUAUAUUUGUUUGUUACGUCUUCAUGACACAAAGCUAUGCACACGGACAGUAUCUUAAUCGAUUCUACCAGCAGCCAGCCCCAAGAACUUCUGCUCUGAAUGUACGAAAACGACAUCGUAUCGUCUUAAAACACACGGAGCUUUUCUGCCAAAUACACAACACGCCGUGCUUUUCUAACCUUUGCUUUGUGCCGACAUUAAACUAACGCUUUUUGUAAUUAUUUGGCAACAUUAUUUUUGUAAUAUAUAAUAAACAUAUCUAAGCUCCGA